Messenger RNA from Lodderomyces oxycetoniae, 5229 nucleotides. RefSeq lists its product as uncharacterized. The record is from RefSeq and is a predicted model, not a curated record. Bases 1 to 5229 code for a protein of 1742 amino acids. Gene Ontology annotation, cellular component: ER to Golgi transport vesicle membrane; endoplasmic reticulum exit site. Gene Ontology annotation, biological process: autophagy; COPII vesicle coat assembly; Golgi organization. The transcript has a single exon. Lineage: Eukaryota; Fungi; Ascomycota; Pichiomycetes; Serinales; Debaryomycetaceae.
AUGUCAUCAGAGAGAGUGGUGUCGUUGAGAGACAACAAUGUAUCAAGCAAUGACGAUAUCUUGACCGAUUUGUCUGAAAAAGGGCAGAAUAAAAAAUAUGACGAUGAUGAUGAUGAUUUUUCCACAUCCUUGCUGGAAAAUCACGAUAUUUCAUUUGGAAUUAAGGACAAAGGGCGGCAUCCGGAGCCUUUGUUUAAUGACGGAAAGCGGUAUCCGGAGCCUUUGUUUAAUGACGGAGGACGGUAUCCGGAGCAUUUGUUCAAUGACGUUGGUUCCUCGCAACUACACAAAGGAGAAAGACUGGUAGACCAAGAUAAAGUAGACCAAGAUAAUAGCUAUCAAGAAGAGGAUGUGUUGUUUUUUGAUAAUUUGGCUAGUAGCCAGCAUCACGAAAGAAAAGGCUUUAGUAAGGGGCAACAAGACAAUGCAUUUGAAGGUGCCGAUGCAGAUGCAUCUGAAAAUGCAUCUGCAUCUUCAGAUGUCCUCUUUUCAAAGAGCAAUCAUCACAGCUCAAUGCCAUAUGAUGAGAAAAUAAUACCUGAGCUCAAAGAAACCACCACCACUAUGGACCAUGAAGAGCAACUGGAACAUGCGGGGUAUGAACCAUUAUCACAAGGCAAUGACGAAAAAGAUGUUAUAAGUGGUGACGAUUUAUUAGAAGAAGAUCUUUUAGAAGGCGCCAAUGAAAGUUUAUUGGAUGAAAGCAAUUUACCAAAUGAGUCUGUAGGACCAACUGCACUGAUUGAUUCCUUAUAUGGAAUUGAACCCGAACAGAGUUUGAGGCUAGAAAAGAGCAAAAGUUUAGAUUUAGAGUUGGAUGAUGAUUUGUUGCUUGAUGAAGAGUUUUUGGAAGAACAGCAACAACCCCAACAGCAGCAAGUGCAACAGCCCCUGCCCCUCCUCCACCAAGUAACAACAAAGUACGCGCCGAUCAAUUCUGCUUCAACGCCACAAACACCCUUAUCAGGACAUAAACCUCAAACUUUCAUUCCACAACAGGCAUCUAAUGCCAAUCAACAAGAAUUUCUCAAGGAGUUGGAAAAGAAAAAAGCACGCUCUGAUGCUUUUGACUUUCCCGACUUUGUCGACCAAAAACCAGUAGUAAGAAGAGCAGCACCCGUGAAAACUAUUAAACCAGUUAUUGCCCCAAAGUUGGAACAACAAAAACAACAAGCACCUCCACAACCUCCAAAACCCCCUCCUUCAAAACCCCUUGUAUCACCGCCAAAGAACCCAUACCAACCGAAAGAUGGUACCUCCCCUAUUUUUCAGCAACAUGUUCCAAGUUUAGGACGCAAUGUAGUUGCAGUUGCUCCGCCUAUGCCACAACAAACACAUAUGUUCCCACAACAAACACAUAUGUUCCCACAUCCACCUACUAAUGCUCCAAAAAACGUUUACGAGCCGGUUGUACAACCAGCCUCUUCAUCACAAGUGAAAAGUGGUGGUGCAAAUAUAGGAAAGAGUUCAUCACCAACGAAUUACAGUCCUUAUGUACCUAAUGCUGGUCCAUAUGCACCACUGAGUCAACAACAUAAAGCACAUUCCAGAGCAAACUCGUUGAUGGGCGGAAAGGGGAAAGAAAUCAAUCCAUAUGCUCCUGCAUUAAAUGCAGUUGCCGGACAUUUUUCACCACCCGCACUGCACGUGUUGCCUCAGGUGCCUCAGGUGCAACAGGUGCCUCAGGUACAACAGGUACAACAGGUGCAACAGGUGCAACUGCAACUGCAACUGCAACUGCAACUGCAACUGCAACUGCAGCAACAGCAGCAACAGCAACAGCAACAGCAGCUGCAACAGCUUCUGCUGCAUAGCUAUGCUCUGGUUCCACCACCCGGAAGACAACCCAAAUUUUCAAACACGCAAAAGAAUAUUUACAAAACCGCAAUAAAAACUCGGAACCCUGAGGAAUUGAUACAUCAACAAUUUCCCAUUUUCAAUUGGAGUAUUGGACAAAAUAUUGUUUUUGUAAAGAAGGAUAUUGCCAACAAUUGUCCAUCAAUUACAGUUGAGCCUAUUACUAAAAUAUGUAAGGAUUGGCUGAUUUAUAGUAGUUUCCCAGGCCCUUUGAUUAAAGGAAAGCUGAAAAAAAAGGAUAUUUUAGCGUGGUUUGAAGUAUCUAGUAAUUAUUUACGGAAUAAUGGAAACACUGAAGAACUAUUACUUAAUGAUAUUCUAUCAUAUGUGGUGAAACAUGAUGGAGAUUUGAAAUCUGCCGAGUGUUUAAAACAGGUUUGUUUAAUUUUGAAUCCCAAUAUCAAUUUCAAUGUUACCGAUUUGCCUCUUACUGGUGGUACCACUACUGGCUACAAAUUGGACAAUUCAGGUGUCAAUACCGUAUUUGCAUUAGUUCAGGCUGGCGAUAUGACCAAGGCAUUAGAGUAUACAAUAUCAAGAGGAGACUGGGCAUUUGCUUUAGUAAUUGCCAACUUCAGUGGUGCUGAGAGCUUUGCAAGAAUAGCCUCCGAAUACGCCAGAAACACAUUUCCUUUUUCCAAGGCGAACAAUAAAGUAUUACAUAUCAUGCCUAUUAUUUUGAAGGUUAUUGCAGGGAAUGUACAGAGCGUUAUUCAAGAUUUGACCAUUGUUGCUAAUGAAGGAGACUAUGCUAAUUUGCACUGGAGAGAGAUUGUUUCCUCAGUUGCAAUAAGCAAGUCGUUAAAAACACAAGAAUUUUUAGUUGAGUUUGGGAAAUUCUUGAUUGGAAAAGGAAAUCAAUUUGGAGGAGAAAUUUCAUUUAUAUUAGCGGGUUUACCUUUUGGUCAACAAGGAUUUGUAGCACUCACUUCGGGACAUCAUUCAAUGUAUACUCAAGUUUAUGAAUACAUUUUCAGUCCAAUGCAGUUUCCUCAUUUAUUGCCUAUGAAAUUAAAGCAUGCAUCUACAUUGGCUGACUAUGGAUUGGUCAAUGAAUCACAAAAAUACAUUGAUUAUCUCAAUAACAAUGUUAAAUCUUUGGGUAAUAAAUCGCCAUUUGUCACCCAAAUGUUCAUUCACGAAUUUCAAAAGUUGAUUAUGAGAUUAAGCGAACUAGGAUCAAAUGAUCAAAGUGGCUGGUUUGGUGGUAAAAUGAGUAAAGUCAAUCUUGAUAAAGUAUGGGGACAAAUUGAUAAAUUUAUAGUAGGUGGUAACAGUGGUGGUGUUAAUGGUGGUGGUGUUAAUGGCGGUGGUGGCGAUGGCGGUGGCGGAGUGUUUAGUAAAUUUAGUCCUGCAACCUCAAGAAAUGCGUCGACUUUGGAUUUUGGAAGUUUAAAGAAUCAACCUAAAACAUAUACUUCAAAUGCCAGUUUUCAACUGCAAGCGCCAAACUGCGAGCGUUACAUGUCGACUACUUCAGUCAAUAAGUAUUCGCCACAAAUAGGGGGUAUCAAUGGAAAUUCUUCAUUUGCAGCUCCAAGUAACUCAUCACAAACCUAUCUUGGUGAUGAUUUGCAGCAACUGCAGUUGCAACUGCAGUUGCAACUGCAAGAACAACAACCCAAAGUGCACUCCCCGUUAGCUCAAUACCCUUAUCAUAAUCCUAUAGGACACAUAUCUACAUCAUCAGUUGGAUCGAUUCCACACCAUGCACUUGGGCAUCAGCAACAACCAUCUAUCUCUAGUGUUUUGUCGGGGGAUAGUGUUGGUAAUGUGGCAGUACAGCAAACAAGUCAUACACUAAAUAAUACUGAAGAUGAAAAGAUUGAGACUAUUCAGGAAUCUCCUGAACUUCAUCCUAGUCAGAGUUUAGAUGAACCACAGACGGUAAAGGGAUCUGGUUCUGGUGGUGGUACUUCAGUACCACCACCGAUUAAGCCUGCGCCUGUAAAGAAAAUUAAAUCGGCUCCAUCUAAAAUUAAAACGGCUCCACCUAAAAUCAAUCCAUAUGCACCAGGACCAUAUGCACCAGGUGGUACUCCUGCAUCGAAGAGCAAGUACAGUCUUUUAGCAACCACCGCUACCUCGAGUAGUAAAUAUGGUCCUAGUCCUGGAUCUGAAUCGAGCUAUACUCCAGCACAAGGAGAAUUCAAGAGUAGUUUCAACCCUCCAAAGAGCCAUGAUACAGGAAGUUUGGAUUCAAUACCUAAUACCAAGGGUGAAGUAAAUGAAUCAUACAACAGUGAGAAUAGAUUUGAAGCAAUGCCGCCACGUGAUAAACCAGCCAAGAGAAUUCCUCAUCUUGAUGAUAGUUUUGACUAUUCGCAAGCGGAAUCUACAUCGGGAUUGUUAACUCCACGAGCUAAACAUUUGGAGCAACAUGGUAUUGGUCAACAUGGUAUUGGUCAACAUGGUAUUGGUCAACAUGGUAUUGGUCAACAUGGUAUUGGUGAGCUUGAAUCUAGAGGUCCUCCUCAAUUACUUUCUGGUAGAGCUACUGAAUUAGAUGGGUUUCCUAUACCAGGAAGUCCUGAAGAGUCGACACGUGCCAAUUCUGUAUUUGGUGGUGGUGGUGGUGGUGGCAAUGGUGGUGGCGGCGGCUUUUUUUCAUCAAGAUUGAGUCAAUCUCAUCAAAGUGCAAUGUAUCAGCAAUAUGAAGUACAUGAUGAUACUGUGCGUGACUAUAUUCCAAUAUUAGAAGAAGAGGAUGAAGAUGAAGAGGAGAAAAGAGUUGAAGAGAAAAGAGUUGAGGAGGAAAGAGUUGAAAAGAAAUUGUCAAAGAAAAUGUCAAUGCAAAAACUAGGAGAUAAAGAUGGCAAAGAUGGUUGGUUUAGUAGUUUAUUGGGAAGCAGAAAUGAUGGGAAACCAAAACCUAUAAGAGCCAAGUUAGGUGAGAAGGUAAAUCCAUUUUAUUAUGACGAGAAACAUAAACGUUGGCUUGAUCGUACAAAACCUAUUGAAGAGCAAUUACAAGCAGGUAAAGCGCCACCACCACCACCUAGCAUGAAAAGGAAACCCUUUGGCGGUGGUGGUGGUGGUGCACCACUACCACGGGGAAUAGCACCUUCGCCAGCUUCUUUGACGCCAUCUAUGGGACCACAAAGUGUGAGUCCAGGGCCUACUCGAUCUACAGCUACAUCAAUCAGGAAAACAGAAGGUGGUGGUGGUAAUGGUGAUGGAGAUGGUAGUGGUGAUGGAGAAGAUAUCAAACCCAAACCGAGACCAAGCACAGGUCCAAGAGCAACAACAACGACCAAUCUAGCCAAUGCAGGAUUGGAUGACUUGUUAUCUAUGAGUGAAUCGGGAGGCGGAUCGACAAGGAAGCUGAAGAGGGCUAAUCGAAGGGGUUAUAUCAAUGUUUUGGAGAAAUAG